Messenger RNA from Mytilinidion resinicola, 2462 nucleotides. Its product is annotated as peptidase M24A, methionine aminopeptidase. Gene Ontology annotation, biological process: proteolysis; sphingolipid biosynthetic process. The record is from RefSeq and is a predicted model, not a curated record. Gene Ontology annotation, cellular component: membrane. Gene Ontology annotation, molecular function: sphingolipid delta-4 desaturase activity; metalloaminopeptidase activity. The coding region runs from base 57 to 2462 and encodes 801 amino acids. Lineage: Eukaryota; Fungi; Ascomycota; Dothideomycetes; Mytilinidiales; Mytilinidiaceae. The transcript has 9 exons.
AGAAAACAUGUUGCUCGCUCCACCGUCACUUCUCCACUACACAAAAGACAGCAAAGAUGGCGGCAGCGGCUACUGAUGGAAUUGCUAAUUUGAAUUUGGAGGAGGCCAACGGCAAGGCGGCAAACGGUGCGGCUACAAAGAAUGGCGAGAUAGAUCACGAGGACUCGGACGACGACAAAGAGGAUGCAGAUGGGGCGGCGGAACCUGGUGCUACUGGAGCGGCGAAAAAGAAGAAGAGAAAGCCAAGAAAGAAGAAGAAGGCUGGCGCCGCGAAAGUCCAAUCUUCUCCCCCACGCGUCGUUAUAACCCAGCUCUUCCCAGACGGCAAAUACCCCGAGGGAGAGAUCUGCGAGUACAGGGACGAGAACAACUACCGGACUACCAACGAAGAGAAGCGCCACCUCGACCGCAUGAACAAUGACUUCCUCAGCGACUACAGGAAAGGUUCAGAGGUCCACCGGCAGGUGCGACAGUGGGCACAGGGCUGGAUCAAGCCCGGACAGUCUUUGACCGAGAUUGCAAACGGAAUUGAGGACAGCGUGCGUGCCUUGACGGGACACCAAGGACUCGAGGAGGGCGAUGCGCUCAAAGGCGGCAUGGGCUUCCCUACCGGACUGAGUAUCAAUCACUGCGCGGCGCAUUACACACCGAAUGCUGGAAACAAGACGGUGUUACAGCAGGAGGAUGUUAUGAAGGUGGACUUUGGCGUUCACUUCAACGGGAGAAUUGUGGAUAGUGCGUUCACGAUGACCUUUGACCCGGUCUACGACAAUCUGCUUGCGGCCGUCAAGGAUGCCACGAACACUGGAAUACGGGAAGCAGGUAUUGAUGUACGCAUGUGCGAUAUUGGCGCUGCUAUCCAGGAAGCCAUGGAGAGCUACGAGGUUGAGAUCAAGGGCCAGACAUAUCCUGUCAAGUGCAUUCGAAACUUGAACGGCCACAGCAUUGGACACUACACUAUUCACGGCGGCAAGACUGUACCCAUCGUCAAGGGCGGUGAUCAGACGAAAAUGGAAGAGGGCGAGACUUUCGCUAUCGAGACAUUUGGUAGCACUGGAAAGGGCCACGUUAGAGAUGAUAUGGAGACUUCGCAUUAUGCAAUGAACGGGGAUGCGCCGAGAGUGGCCUUACGAGUGUCAUCCGCAAAGACACUACUGAAUUCCAUCACGAAGAACUUUGGAACACUACCAUUUUGCAGACGCUAUCUUGACCGUCUUGGGCAUGAUAAGUAUCUUCUCGGAUUGAACAACCUUGUCUCUGCUGGAAUUGUGGAAGCAUACCCUCCCCUUGUUGAUAUCAAGGGCUCAUACACUGCUCAAUUCGAACAUCCAAAGAAGGCCCCAAGGAGGCUUUCCACCACCGCCAAUGGAGGAAGAAAGCUGGCCUCUACUCUCACGAAGUCUGAAAACGACCAGUUCUUCUGGACAUACACCGAGGAGCCGCACCGGACACGACGGAUGGCCAUAAUCAAGGCUCAUCCGGAGGUCACGAAGCUCUGCGGCCCUGAGCCUCUCACCAAAUAUGUCGUCGCCGGGGUCGUCUCCCUCCAAGUCCUCUGCGCAUACCUCCUUCGAGAUACCCCAGUGCUCUCAUGGCCAUUCUUCCUUACUGCAUACAUAAUCGGCGCGACCGCGAACCAGAAUCUGUUCCUCGCCAUCCACGAAAUCUCGCACAACCUAGCUUUCCGAUCUCCGCUAGCAAACCGUGUAUUCGCCGUCUUCGCAAAUCUUCCCAUUGGGAUACCAUACAGUGCUUCGUUUAGGCCAUACCACCUAACCCACCACAAAUCCCUCGGCGUCGACGGCCUCGACACCGACCUGCCCACCCGCCUCGAAGCCCUCUUCCUCGACUCGGUCGCCGGCAAAGCCUUCUUCUGCACCUUCCAGAUCCUCUUCUACGCCCUGCGACCCAUGAUGGUCUACCAGCUGCCCCUCACCCGCAUCCACGCCUUCAACAUCAUCGCCCAGGUCGCCUUCGACUACGUCCUCGUGAGCGUGGCCUCCGGCCGCGCCCUCGCCUACCUCAUCCUCUCCUCCUUCCUCGCCGGCUCCCUCCACCCUUGCGCCGGCCACUUCAUCGCCGAGCACUACGUGUUCGACCGCCAGCCCGCGGGCGCGAAGGACCCUGCGACACUGGCGCCCGUGCCGGAGACGUUCUCGUAUUACGGGCCGCUGAAUCUGUUGACGUAUAAUGUGGGGCUGCAUAAUGAGCAUCAUGAUUUCCCGGCUGUGCCGUGGACGAAGCUGCCGGCGUUGAAUCGGCUCGCGAGUGAGUUCUAUGAUGGGCUGCCGUGUCAUAAGAGCUGGGUAUAUGUUAUUUGGCAGUUUAUAUGGGAUAAGGAGGUUGGGCUGUGGUGUCGGGUUAAGAGAGCGGAAGGGGGUAGGAGGGUUGGUGGGGGAGGGGGCUGGGGGAUUGAGGAGUUGGGGGCGAAUGAGGGGAGUGAGAUUGCGGGAGUGAGAUGA